AUGUCUUUCAAGGCCCUCUUCGCCACCUCGGCCCUCCUCACCGCCCAGCUCGUCUCUGGCCACGCCGCCAUCACCAACGCCGUCGGUGACGCCGGCGGCCAGGGCAUGGCUCUGGGCAUCGACACUUCCACCCCCCGCGAUGGAACUCGCCGCAACCCCUUCCAGCAGGACGCCACGCGGUUCCGCGGCGCGUCGGCAAAGUCGGUGGGCGAGACGGUGGGCGCCGGCAGCAACAGCAUCGAGUCGGGCACCCAGGCCAUCAUGUCCGAGAUGGGCGGCACGCUCCCCCAGGUCACGCCCGGCGGCAACGUCCAGAUGACGCUGCACCAGGUCAACGGCGACGGCGCCGGCCCCUACACGUGCAUGAUCAACUCGGACGGCACCGGCCAGAGCUGGCAGAACAUCCAGGUCACCCAGAACGUCGACGGCAACCAGCGCGGCCGCAACAACGCCGGCAGCGCCUCCGACCACCCUCUGACCGCCGCCAUCCCGGCCAACCAGCAGUGUGACGGCCAGGUUGCCGGCCAGGACAACGUCUGCCUGGUCCGUUGCCAGAACCCGGCUCGCGCCGGCCCCUUUGGCGGCGUCGUCCCCGUCCAGAUGGCCGCCGGCGCCGGCGCGGGCAGCGGAGACGGCAGCGGCAACGGCAACGGCAACGGCAACGGCAACGGCACUGCUCCCAACGCCGCUGCUGGCACAAACGCUGGCACAAACGCUGGCACAAGCGCCGGCAAGACUGGAAGCACUGGAAGCACUGGAAGCACUGGCGCUGCUGCUGGCAACGCUGCCGGCGCCGGCAACGCCGCCAAGAAGGCUGGAAACGGCGGCGGCAGGGGCAACAAGAACAACAACAACAACAACAACGCCGACGACGAGGAGGAGAACGAAAACGACAAGCGCAGCAUGGAGGGCGGCGCCUUUGUCAAGCGCAUCGACGAAAAGACCCGUGCCGUCGAGUUCACCGCAUAA
Metarhizium acridum CQMa 102 is the source of this 969-nucleotide messenger RNA. Lineage: Eukaryota; Fungi; Ascomycota; Sordariomycetes; Hypocreales; Clavicipitaceae. The record is from RefSeq and is a predicted model, not a curated record.